AUGCCACAAAAACAUGUUAAAACCCCCCAAAAAACAUCAUUCUCAUCAGAAGUGCCGGCAGUACCUGACUCCUCCAACAGAGGGCGGCAGACGCAUCAAGCCAGCUGUUUGGAAGGGUGCUUGUGCGCGCGGGUGUGCACGCGCCUCCGGCUCUGGCUGUUGUCAGACUGCAGUUUCUCAUCGGAUUUCUCUCAGCCUUGUUGGGGUUUCAUCCGGGGAACAGAAACACCGCCAGCUCCCCGUCAUGGCUGCUGCGCUCACCGUGCUCCUCUGCUGCUGCCUUCACGCCAUCGCCGCUGCAGAACCCAACUCCAAAAAAGUUCGCUCAGUACUGGCCCUAAAGAGUGGAGGGAAUGUCCUGAGUACAGCACUGAGACGCCACACCAGUGCUUUUUCAAUGAAGAGCACACGACCAUCUGGACUCAGUACAGCGUCCAGCUUCGCUCUAGGGAUCGAGCUGUCCUCUACGAUGAGCUUUUCUUCUACGUUCAAGAUAUUGUGGAACCGGAUCCUCCGGUUGGUCUGAACUGGACCCUGCUGAACGUGAGCUUGACCGGCACUCACUUUGACAUCAUGGUGAACUGGAGGCCUCCAGAGUCUGCAGACGUGAAGAUGGGGUGGAUGACCCUCAGCUAUGAGGUCCAGCACCGCAGCCUCCACUCUGACCACUGGGAGGUGACAGACCUCGUGUCGAGCACUCAUCGUACCCUGUACGGCCUUCAAACCAAUGUUAACCACGAGGUUCGGGUCCGAUGUAAAAUGCACGGCAUGACAAGAUUUGGGGGAUUCAGUGACUCUGCAUUUGUUCACAUCCAGUCUAAAGUGUGGAGAUUCCCAGUGGUGGCUUUGCUGGUCAUGGGAGCCUUGUGUUUGGUGGCCAUCCUGAUGUUAGUGAUCAUAUCUCAGCAGGAGAAGUUGAUGGUGGUUCUCCUGCCUCCUGUUCCUGAACCCAAAAUUAAAGGGGUUGAUUCUCAAUUGCUGAAGAAAGGGAAGCUUCAGGAGUUCUCGUCAGUCUUGGGUGGCCCCCCUGAUUUGAGGCCGGAGCUGUACAGCGACCCCUGGGUGGAGUUUAUUGACCUGGACAUGGAGCAGCAGAGCGACAGACUGACCUGCCUGGACACAGACUGCCUGAUGGACUCCUCCAACUGUUCUCCGCUCUCUGGUCCCUUCAGGGACCACGACUCUGGACGCUCCAGCUGCUGUGAGCAGGAUCUUCUCUGUGAUCCCAACGCAUCACCAGACCAAAUCCUCCCAAAAGAAGCCACGAGCCAGCCAGACUCCCAUGUGGGAGCUGGGGUUCCAAGUCUGGGCAGAGAUGCGACAUACACACAGGUCAGCGAGGUCCGAUCCGGUAACGUGAUGCUAUCGCCUGAGGAGCAGGUGGAGGAGGAAGAGGGGAGGAAGGAGGCUGCAGAUGGUAAAUGUUACGGUCUUCCACCAACCGCUGCUCCUGCGUACACCGUCGUGGAUGGCAUCGAUGCCCACAACAGCCUUCUCCUGACACCCAACUCCACGCCAUCAACAGCCCCAAAGACGCUGCCGGCCCCAGGCAGCUACCUGAUUCCUGACCUGUUGAGCAGCAUCACCCCAUGAGGCUCCAGGAGGCUGAAGGACGCCCGUCACUCUGGAACGAUUGUGUUUGCUGAAGACUUUGAUCUGUGAAAAAACAGAGAACCAGAACCAUCAGCUCAUCCCAUGUGGAUUCAUGAGGCUUUCCACAAACAUUAUUUUUCAUGCUGUGUUUGGUGCUUCUGGCUGAAAGAAAAAAAAAGUGUCAUUUGUUGCAAUGAAAGAUGCAAUUUGCUUUCUUAAUUCAGUGUUCCCAGUGUUCCCCUUUAACACUGGAGCUCCAGUGUUUAUAUUCUUUGAUUUACUGUAACUUUUCAACCGUUAAUUCAAUAAUUCCAAUUGAGCCGCUUUUCUCCUUCAGAAUCUACUGGAGUUGAUCGUGCUAACAAUUAAAACCUUACAAUAUGUUAAAGAUUUUUGCCUCAGGUGUUAAAGGGUUAACUGAUUGGCUGCAGACAUUGUAAAUCGAUCUCCUCUGCAGAAUGCAUUCAGUUUUCCACAUUUACAUAAAUCUUUGAUUGUGAUUAGAUCUUCGUUUUCAUUCCAUAAAUGUGUUUUUCUAUGAAAUUUUGAACUUUGGGAGUUUAAAUAAGAGAGCAAAGUGUGAAAAUAUUCAUGUAUGUGAGGAGUUUUACUGCCUUAAAACAUCUAGAAUCCAACUUCAUGGAUUUUACCUAUGACUGAUAUUUUUAGAAUGUAACGCCGGAACACUGCAUUAAUGGAAAGCAUUUAUUUGUGUAGCUUUGAGUUCUAAAGUUUACUGUCCGCCUUUUUUUUAAUAAAAUUAUGUGCAGACUCCACAAGAGUCCAUAGAAAAAUUUUUAUACUUUUAAGGUUAAGUACAAAAUUUCAGCUCUAAAUUAAAAUCUUUGUUUACAGGAUGAAAUAUCGAUUCACAGAAUCCAUUAAUGGGUUUUUCUUUUUAUUUGGUGCCAUAUCUUUUACUUUUUACUCUAUAAUUUAAAGCCUUAAUCAUGUUUGCAAGCGGUUACCUUUUACUUUACUGACAUCACAAACAUAUUAGAAAUGUGAAAAAAUGAGUCAUCAUUAAAAAUCAAAUCAUAAACUGAGACUGAACUUUGUAAAUCUAAAUUGUCUUCAUUCAGAUCAGUUUUUCACAAAUUCCAUCCAUCCAUCUUCUUCAGCUACUGCAGGGGUGUCAAACUCAAUCGCACAAGAGGCCAAAAUCCAAAA
This is a messenger RNA of Oryzias melastigma (Indian medaka), 2763 nucleotides long. Its product is annotated as growth hormone receptor. Lineage: Eukaryota; Metazoa; Chordata; Actinopteri; Beloniformes; Adrianichthyidae. The record is from RefSeq and is a predicted model, not a curated record. Gene Ontology annotation, molecular function: protein binding.